Messenger RNA from Colletotrichum abscissum, 1752 nucleotides. RefSeq names its product ferric reductase like transmembrane component. Gene Ontology annotation, cellular component: plasma membrane. NCBI's taxonomy places the organism in Eukaryota, Fungi, Ascomycota, Sordariomycetes, Glomerellales, Glomerellaceae. The record is from RefSeq and is a predicted model, not a curated record. Gene Ontology annotation, molecular function: ferric-chelate reductase activity. Gene Ontology annotation, biological process: copper ion import; intracellular iron ion homeostasis; iron ion transport. The coding region runs from base 1 to 1752 and encodes 583 amino acids. The transcript has 3 exons.
AUGGCCGCUGGAGGCGCAACGAAGUCUCCCGAGGAGCAACAGGCGGCUAUCGAUGCCGCCAACGAGAACGUCUCCCUCUCCAACUAUCUGUACUACAUCUGCGCUGCCAUUGCCGCAGCCGUCAUCAUUUGGAGAGUAUGGACCGUCAUCGUCAGAUAUGUUCGUACCGUUGCCUGUCUCAACAACGACAACCAGCGCUACUUUGCCCAGUCAGACUCCAAGGUCUCCUGGAUGAAGAAGAACAUCCUCUACGCCCCGGUCAUGAGCAAGCGCCAUAACCGCGAAAUCCAGCUCAGUUCUGCCAUUAAUGUCGGCACCCUCCCCAGCCGACUCCAGCUUCUGUUCCUCACCGGUUACUUCGCCACGAACAUCGCUUUCUGUGUCAUUAACAUCCCCUUUGCCGGCUCUUUUGCCGCGGCUGCGUCGCAGCUGAGAAACCGAACUGGUACCUUGGCUGUUGUGAACAUGAUUCCCUUAUUCCUGAUGGGUGGCCGAAACAACCCUUUGAUUCCCAUGCUUGGCAUGUCCUUCGAUACUUUCAACUUGUUGCAUCGUUGGUUCGGCCGUAUUGUCAUUUUGGAGGCUCUUGCUCAUACGCUCGCUUGGAUGGCCAACACUGCCAACAAGAGCAGCUGGCAGGCAGCUAUCACCUCAGCAACGACCGUUCCCUUCUUGCUCUUUGGUUUUGUUGCCACUUGCGCUUUCGUGGCCAUCGGAAUCCAGGCUUCUAGCCCGAUCAGACACGCCUUUUACGAGACGUUCAAGUUCCUUCACAUUUUGCUCGCUAUCACGGCUGUUGUUGGUACCUGGUACCACUUGCAGAUGAAGGCCCUGCCCCAGCUCAAGUACAUGUGGCCCGUAAUCAUCUUCUGGGGCGGUGACCGCGUCUGGCGUGCCUGGAGGGUGUUUUACGGCAAUGUCGGGCACGGCGGCAGCAAGGCCCUCGUCGAGGCUCUUCCUGGCAACGCAUGCCGUGUUACGGUAACGAUGGCUCGACCCUGGACCUUUGGGCCCGGCCAGCAUGCCUACAUGUACAUGCCGUCCCUCAGCCUGUUGCAGUCUCAUCCCUUUUCCGUCGCUUGGAGCGAGGAGGCUGAGGAUCCUAUGGCUGAGAAGGGGUCCCUUAACCGUCAAGACAUUCUCGCCAUGCGCAAGACCACCAUGUCCUUUAUCAUCCGCGCCCGCACUGGAAUGACCGACACACUGUAUCGCAAGGCCGCUGCUUGUCCUGAGGGCAAAAUGACUACGACAUGCAUGGUGGAGGGGCCCUAUGGCGGACUGCACAGUAUGCGCUCUUAUGGUACGGUUAUGUUGUUUGCUGGCGGUGUUGGCAUUACUCAUCAGGUACCUCACGUUCGCGAUCUCGUCGCCGGCUAUGCGAACGGAACUGUCGCCGCAAGAAAAGUUAUUCUCAUCUGGACCAUCCAGAGUCCUGAGCAUCUCGAGUGGAUUCGCCCCUGGAUGACGGAGAUCCUGGCCAUGGAGAAACGCAGAGAUGUUCUCCGAAUCAUGCUCUUCGUCAGUCGGCCAAGGUCAACCAAGGAGAUUCACAGUCCUUCGUCUACUGUUCAAAUGUUCCCUGGACGCCCCAACAUCGAGACGCUCAUUAAGGCUGAGCAGGAGUCACAAGUUGGAACCAUGGGCAUCAGUGUCUGCGGUCCUGGCGCUCUCAGCGACGAGGUGCGCCGCGCCGUUCGCGACCGCCAGCAUGAUUCAGCCAUUGACUUCAACGAAGAGGCUUUCUCGUGGUAA